AUGAAACGUCGAGACUUCUUGAAGAAAUCGGGUAUCGCACUCGGUGCCGCCGGACUAACCACGUUCCCGCAUGUCUGGGUGAAGGACUAUCAGUAUGCCUGGGCCGACGACGACGAGAUCGAGGUCGGCGUUCUUUACUCGCUGACGGGUACGACGGCGAUCGUUGAGAAACAGUUGAGUAAAGUGGUGCCGAUCAUCGAAGACCCGGCUUCCGACCCUCGCACGUUCAACGAGAAGGCCAACAAGCUCGUUGUGCGGGACCGGGUGCCGUCUGUCUUUGGUUCCUACACCUCGGCGAGCCGCAAGGCAGUAUUGCCGGUGUUCGAGAAACGCAAGAAUCUGUAUUGGUAUCCCACCUUCUACGAAGGGUUUGAGUGCUCGAAGAACGUCAUAUACACGGGCGCUGUUCCCAACCAGCAACAAGAGAACUUCGUUCCUUGGAUUACAAACCAGGGCUACAACAAGUUCUUCAUUGUCGGGUCGAACUACAUCUACCCGCGUGAAAUGGCGAAGGUCUGCAAGAUCCUGGUGGAGAGAGAAGGCGGCUCCUGGGUGGCCGACGAGUACCUUGAACUCGGUCACAGCGAAUGGGGCUCCAUGGUCAACAAGAUGAAGACCAUGUGGGAAAGCGGCGAGUGCGACUGCGUCUACUCCAAUGUCGUCGGCGACUCGAUCGUCGCCUUCCGUCGCGAGUUCAUCAAUCAGGGUCUGAGCUACGACAAGUUCCCGAUCUUUGCCACCGUAUGCUCGGAAAUUGAAGUGCAGGCGAUGGGGCCCGAUUACGCCGCUGGCAGUGUCACUUCCUUCCCCUAUUUCCAGUCGGUGAGCAACCCGGCAAACGAGCAGUUCGUGGAAGACGUGAAGGGGACGAUGGGCGCCGAUACCGUCACCUAUCACGCCAUGGAAUGCGCCUAUUUCCAGGUAUUCCUGUGGGCGCAGUCGGUGGAGAAGGCAGGCGAGGUCGAUCCUCUCUCGGUUCGCGAAGCGGCCAAGGGACAAGAGGUCGAUGCACCGGAAGGGCGCGUGAGAAUCGAGCCCGAGAACCUGCAUUGCUGGCUGACACCGCGUAUCGGGGUGUGGCGCUCCGACGGCCAGGCCGAGAUCGUCGACGAGUACAAGGAGCCGCUGAUUCCGCUCCCCUACUCGGCGUAUGGGGAAGCGCCCGACAAUCUCUUCUGCACGCAAGCGGGCCUGGAUUCCAGCAAGCUCAAGACCUAA
Geodia barretti is the source of this 1218-nucleotide messenger RNA. The record is from the annotation of a GenBank genome assembly. Lineage: Eukaryota; Metazoa; Porifera; Demospongiae; Tetractinellida; Geodiidae.